AUGUCGGAAUGCACAGAUGAUGAAAUCGUUAUUCAGCUAUCUCCAUGGGGCGAAUUUUUCGUCUGGAUAGCUAGGCAUGUGGAACGGCUUCGUCGAGAACACCGAAUCGUUGGCCAUCUAUCCAUCCCACCUGCUACUACCUCUGGGUCGUCAUCGUCGGUGGUGGCAACGGCUUCUGCCUAUGCCGUCCGUCUACCCUUGCGACUGAGCCUUGAAGAGACCGCUGUUCUCCUUUUCCACCGUCUUCCUGUAGCUAUUGACUCUGUCCGUCCUGUUCGAUCUCUCAAUCCACCCUCUCCUCGCUCUCUUCUUAAAUUUGAUUCCGCGCUCGCCCUGCAUUACACUGAAUCGGUGAAAGUUCGCAAGCAAGAGAAACGUCAGCGGAUGCUCGACCACUACGAUGAAAUUCGUAGGGGCAGGGAAAAGCGGAAGGCACGAGAAGCCGCCAAGAUUGGCGGUGCUUUUUCUACUGGUUUUAGUGAUGAGGAGCAAGGAAUCCUUUACGACGAAAAUGGAGUGAAGCUAUCAAAGAAACGACUAAAAAAGCUUCGACGCGAAAAGCGUCGGACAGUUGUCCCUAUGGUGGAAUCGGCGUCGGACUACCCUCAUGUGGUCAACUUUUCGGUGGAAGCCAAAGCCAAAGAGCAGGAAUAUGAGGCCAUUGAACCCCUUUUAACUGUAGACGAAUUGAUGGGGAUCACAUCCACUAAUGAUUCUCAGAUGGUCAAGUAUAUCCCUCUCCAUCGACCGCGGGCCACGCCUCAGGAGUGGAGACGUGAUGGUGAACAUACGACUCUCUUUCUUCCCGAUAGGGCUCGUGACAGUAUUGAGAAAGUGGCAUUGUGGCUCCUUGAGAUUUCAUCGAAAUUGCAGUCCGAUGGAAAUGAGGAUGCUAUCGUCAGAUGCAAAGUUUUUGAUGAUCUCUGGUCUAGAGGCUUUUACAUUACCUGUUCUGCUUCCAAGAUGGGUGGUGAUUUCCUCGUAUACCAGGGUGAGCCUCCUCUACUGAUGGGCCUUGGGGAAGUCUUGGCUGAAAGAGGCGGAAGUAACCGUUAUUGCUACUACUACAAUGACGAUGACGGAAUGUGCGAGGACGACUUCGAUUACUACGAGGUGGAGGACGUUGAGGAGGGCUUUGCCGCCUUCUGUGGCAGCAUAAUUAGGCAGGUUUGGCCAAACAUUUGGAUCAGUCUUGUCGCUUGUUUGGUGUGGAGAGGCUGUCGAAGUCUGUUCCUUCUCCUCCUCUCUUUCGCUACGCCCCCUAAUUAUCUCGUGCAGAUGCUUGAAGUACUCCUCAACACUAUCUCAAUACUGCUUGGGGUUGUGCUUUUGCGCCACUUCUUUGGUGAUCUUUACGUGAGACCUUGUGCCUUCGUCUUCACCGUUGGUGUUUUCCUGUCCUUUAACACUGGUGUUCGUGACACCGCAGCUUGUGGGAGCAAAUCGCAAGAGACUGCGUGUUGGACCUCUGAAAUGCUUUUUGUGACCAUCUGCUGCCUCCUGCUCCAACUCUAUUGUGAAUUUUUCAUGGAUCCCCGUGAAUGGCACAUGAUUCGGGGAACUGCAAUGUUAUUGGUAAUGAAGGCUAUAUCUGUGGCUGCAUCAAGACGUUCAGAGCAACAGUCACUUAAAAUGGGUUUUAUACGACAUUACCUGUCUUGGUGCGGCUAUGCUUUUUCGCCAGGUAGUGUAAUUUUUGGACCCUGGUUCGGUUUCGAGAGUUAUUUACGCGCCACCCGGUUGAUCCAUCCUUCCCUUGGCAAUCCGUUUUGGAAAGACCUCCUUCGCACCGCGGUUUCUUUUGCCAUUGCCAUUGGAUGCAUCAUCUACUCCACCUACCUUUCCUCCAUCAUCUACGCGAGUUAUUUCCUUACCUUUCGGUGGACAAAUGCCUAUGCUCAGUCACAGAGUUUUCGAUUUAGUCAUUACUUUGUCAGCUUCUUCAGUCAAUCCCUCCACCAAGCUAUUGGCUUUGCAGCUCUCACCUAUCCCAACUCGGGUCAAAAAUACAUGCUCGCGAUGGUGACCAACCCGGUUUCAAUCGAGCUGCCACGAUCUCUGGUGGAUGUGGUCGUUCACUGGAACUUUCCCAUGCAUUUCUGGCUUAAACAAUACAUUUACAAGCCCACUCGGCGCUUCGGUCAACUGCAGGCUCUACUCCUUACGUAUGCGUUCAGUUCAUUGUUGCAUGGCCUCAACUUCCAGUUGGCAGCUGUUCUCUUUUCCAUCGGAAUGUAUGCCUACAUUGACUUCAUGAGGUGGCGCUUGAUUCCAACAGUAUGGCUGCUUUGUAGGAUUGAGGGAGAGGCUGUCCGCCCAAUGGAGCGCUUGCAUCGGAUCACGCGCAUGCGGAGAAAUCUGCAACCACAGGAGCAAGGUAGGUGUUAUUUUUUAUUGCAGGCGAAUAGGUUGUGGGUUCGUGGUGUGAAUUUUCUCUUCGGCUGUCUGGCCAUUUUCCACCUCGCCUACCUUGCCGUAAUGUUCGACACGAGUGAACAGCAGGAUGAGGGUUACAACAUGCUUCACGUGUUGGACAAGUGGUCACGUCUCAACUUUCUCAGUCACAUCGUUGCUGGUGUAACGUAUCUUCUCUACCUCCUCAUUUGA
Hydatigera taeniaeformis is the source of this 2607-nucleotide messenger RNA. Lineage: Eukaryota; Metazoa; Platyhelminthes; Cestoda; Cyclophyllidea; Taeniidae. The record is from the annotation of a GenBank genome assembly.